Messenger RNA from Triticum aestivum (bread wheat), 1527 nucleotides. Its product is annotated as 3'(2'),5'-bisphosphate nucleotidase. Bases 51 to 1322 code for a protein of 423 amino acids. The record is from RefSeq and is a predicted model, not a curated record. NCBI's taxonomy places the organism in Eukaryota, Viridiplantae, Streptophyta, Magnoliopsida, Poales, Poaceae. Gene Ontology annotation, biological process: phosphatidylinositol phosphate biosynthetic process; sulfate assimilation. Gene Ontology annotation, molecular function: 3'(2'),5'-bisphosphate nucleotidase activity. The transcript has 8 exons.
CCGCUGCAUCUCGACCUCUUCGCUCUCACACUCACAGACAGACACAGCGCAUGGCUUCGCGCGUGGGCCUCCUCCUCGCUCCCUCCUCCUCCCUCGCCCUAAACCCACCUCGUCCUCGCCUCCCUUAUCCCCUGCUUUCCCACCACCUUGGCCGCCCCACCUACCGCCGAAUCGCCUCCUCUGCGCCGCUGCGCUCCCCCCUCUGGUGGCCCCGCCAAGCGCCAUCCCUCUUUGCCGCCCGCGCCAUGUCAGGGUCCGCCGGUAGCCCCCCGUACGCCGCCGAGCUUGCAGCCGCCAAGAAGGCCGUCGCCCUUGCCGCCCGCCUAUGCCAGACUGUACAACAGGAAAUUCUGCAAUCAGAUAUUCAGUCCAAGGCGGAUAAAAGUCCUGUGACAGUAGCUGACUAUGGAUCUCAAGUAUUGGUAAGUCUCGUGUUAAAUAUGGAAGUAACUUCUGGUUCAUUUUCUAUGGUGGCCGAAGAGGACUCAGAAGACUUGAGAAAGGAUAGUGCUGAAGAAAUUCUGGAACAUAUUACUGAUCUUGUAAAUGAAACUCUCGCUGAGGAUGGUUCAUACAACAUUACUUUAUCUAAGGAAGGUAUCCUCUCUGCAAUUGAUACUGGGAAGUCUGAAGGAGGUCCAUCUGGCCGACAUUGGGUUCUGGAUCCAAUUGAUGGGACUAAAGGUUUCUUGAGAGGAGGCCAAUAUGCAAUCGCACUGGCACUGCUUGAUGAGGGCAAAGUUGUUUUGGGCGUGUUGGGAUGUCCAAAUCUUCCUUUGACAUCAAUAAGCAACCUCAAUGGUAGCUCAUCAGGAGAUCAAACAGGGGCCCUCUUUUCAGCUACAAUUGGUUGUGGUGCUGAAGUAGAGUCAUUAGAGGGCUCUCCACCACAAAAGAUUAGUGUUUGUACCAUUGACAAUCCAGUGAAUGCCUCGUUCUUUGAAUCCUAUGAAGGAGCACACACAAUGCAUGAUUUAACUGGCUCUAUAGCGGAGAAACUUGGUGUCCAAGCUCCUCCAGUCAGAAUAGAUAGCCAAGCAAAAUAUGGUGCUCUGGCCCGUGGCGAUGGUGCCAUUUACUUGCGUUUUCCACACAAGGGUUAUAAGGAAAAGGUAUGGGAUCAUGCAGCUGGCGCAAUUGUCGUCACAGAAGCUGGAGGUGUAGUAACAGAUGCCUCAGGAAACGAUCUUGAUUUCUCGAAAGGAAGAUUUCUUGAUGUUGACACAGGCAUCAUUGCCACAAAUAAGCAGUUGAUGCCAUCACUGCUGAAGUCUGUCCAGGAGGCCAUCAAGGAGAAAAGCCAGGCCCCUUCCCCAUUGUAGAAGCCUUUUUGGUUUGAACCUUCCCUGUUGUAGUUGGAUUGAUCCAAAACAAUGAUCGCAAUGCCACACCUUAUUCACACUUUCUGUGUGUAAAUGACCUUUUUGUUGGGACAAAUGCAAUCCUUGUUGUAUCACAUUUGUACAUCUAAGGAGUGGUGACAGCCAUGUCUUAAAUAAAAGAGGCAUUUGCCUGCAGUUAUAAAUA